Molecule: messenger RNA, 4860 nt
Organism: Rhipicephalus microplus (southern cattle tick)
Lineage: Eukaryota; Metazoa; Arthropoda; Arachnida; Ixodida; Ixodidae
Gene: Rdl
Product: Resistant to dieldrin
Biological process (GO): monoatomic ion transmembrane transport
Cellular component (GO): membrane
Molecular function (GO): GABA-A receptor activity; extracellular ligand-gated monoatomic ion channel activity
Source: RefSeq, a predicted model, not a curated record
AGUGAGAGAGCCCCCCGCAGGACUUGGCGCCUUAGGUUUCCCCCCUUUCCUUCUUUGUGUUUAGGAUUCCUCUAUCCCCAGAUUUAUCCCCCCGUUUGUUCGCUGGUUCGGCCGGGUGCUCCCGUUCGCCGCGGAAACUUACUUGCCUCCCGUGAUCCUUCCUCCGCCGCCAGCACUCGGGCUCCAUCUUCAGGCCAUCCUCCGGGGCCUCGCUUCACGCCGCUGCUCCUGCUGCUGCUUCUGCCGCUGCUUACUUCGGCUACUGCUGCUGGUGCUCAGUGCGCGCGCGUGCGUGGCCCGCUCUCUCCUGCCCUCCUAAGUUGCCUUCUGUUUGCGUUGUGUGCCCGUCACUGUCGGUCGUCCGUUCCCCAGUCCCGUAGGCUCGUCACCUGAGCGGCCGGUCCCGUCAUCCGGCGGGCACGCGCAUCGACCCCGUCUCUCGCCUGCGCCCCGCUUGGAAGCCCGAGAGCAGCUCACUCCCCGGUAUCACCGCUUUCCGCUUGGGUUGGUAUACCGUUGCGUUCCUUGUGUUUUAAGACUUGGUUUAUGCGAGGCUCGGUAUCGUCGCCUGAGUUGUUUUAGUCUUGCCUGUUGCACAUUUGGUUAUCCUUCCCCGCAUUCCUGCCGCUUAACACACGCACUGACAAUCGCACCCUGACAGUUUUAACCAGACGCUUCUCUAUCCACGUCUCUGUUGAGGCCCGCAGUAGUCAACCGUUAGCCGGUGCGCCACGGGGCUCUCUUGCUAACGAAUCAGACGCGUUAGUGAACGCUAAGGACACUUGUUCGUACCGGAACUUUUGAUCACCGCCCACAGCAAGAACGUGCUCGUGAGCACGUUUGAAGCCGGGACUCGCAACGCCAGCGUCGUCAAACCUUGCGCCGCCGUGCCAUGUGAUCCUGUCCUUCUCCUGCUGUCGUCAGCAGCACGAGGCGUCACACCGCCGCUCGCUCGACGAAAGCAGCAAGCAGCGUGACCACGACGCAGGAGGACGCGCAAGAAGACGGCGGCGAGGACGACGGAGGCGGUGUGACCGACGACCAGCGAACAACUCGCGAGAGCGCCAUGCCGCAGACCGGGGUCGCCUGAGGGGCCCUAGCCGCCGCAGGGCCCACGCCACGGACUAGGUGCGCACAGCGCCUCCCUCGAGCAAGCCGAACGUUCCGACCCGCGCAGUCGACGGAAUUCGAAAACAAAUUACCAGUCCACGAAGACAGAACGCCGCCGCGUCCAUCCUCUUUCUAAGCUGCGCGACGUGCAUCCAAGAGGAACAACUCCCACAAGGCCUCGAGUCCCAUCCUUAGUUCCUCUGGUGCGAAUAAGAACCGUGACGCCGAGCAGGGCUCCCUCCGGAGUCGAGUCGCAGCACUCAAACGCACCCGCCUGGUCGGAGCCACUCGGAAGAAGAAAGAAAGCUGCGUACGGCAUACAUACACACACGCACCCAUCUUUCGAACACCCUCCCCUUCUUCACCACUUUUUAUCGCUUUGUUUUGAAGAAAGUGCACCUUCUCGCUGUCCCCCUACAGGAAGUGACCGGCGAGCGCCUUGCCAUCGCCGACCACUUUCUCUUCUGAAAUCCCCGUCUUCUUAACACCUCACCGUUUUCUCGAAGAAUCCGAGUACUCACUGGCUUUCGUGCUUGCGACAAAGCAGAGACAUCCCCCUCGCACUCGCAAGAAGAGAGAAGCCCAAGCUGAGCCGCAGAUGUUUACGUCCAGCCCGGUCGCUGAAGGUGUCUUGACCGCCAAAUCCUGCAAACCGCACGCUGAGCGCAUUCUCUAUCUGAGCAUCCAGUGCAGCGCUCCCUAGAAAAAAAAAGCGCAGCCGCACGCGAGGGACCUUUCAACUUGAGCACGCGUCUCCAGAAGAUUUUUCUUGCACAGCGAAAGUUUCACACGCAGGCUGACGGUAUUUUUGAGAUGAGACAAGCGAUGGCGUUCAGUUGCUGGUCCUUCGUUCUCUUCGUGGCCGUCGCUGUCACCAGUGCCGGUCGGGAUAAUGGUCCAGCCCCCCUGCAGCCGGGACAAACGCAACGUGGACAAAACAUCACGCAGAUUCUGAAUGCCUUCUUUACACGUGGGUACGACAAGAGGGUGAGGCCAAAUUAUGGCGGCGUUCCAGUGGAAGUUGGCGUCACUAUGCAGAUUAUCAGCAUAAGUACAGUCUCUGAAGUACAAAUGGACUUUACUUCGGACUUCUAUUUCCGGCAAUCGUGGCGGGACGAGCGACUCUCGUUCCAGAAAAGCCCAGACCUCGAGAGCAUGACGGUGGGCGCUGAAGUGGCCGAGAAGAUCUGGGUACCCGACACCUUCUUCGCCAACGAGAAGAGCGCCUACUUUCAUGCGGCCACCACGCCCAACACUUUCCUCCGAAUCGGUUCCGGAGGAGAGGUUUUCCGCAGUAUUCGACUGACGGUGACUGCCAGCUGCCCAAUGGAUCUCAGAUAUUUCCCGAUGGACAGACAAGCGUGCACUAUAGAGAUAGAAAGUUUUGGUUACACCAUGAAAGACAUCCGCUACCGGUGGUCGGACGGUGACACGUCCGUCCGUAUCGCCAAGGAGGUUGAGUUGCCGCAGUUCAAAGUCCUCGGUCACGUCCAAAAAGCCAAAGAGGUUGCCCUAACGACAGGAAACUACUCCCGGCUGGUUUGCGAAAUACGGUUCGUCCGUUCCAUGGGUUAUUACCUGAUCCAGAUCUACAUCCCCGCCAGUUUGAUCGUGGUUAUUUCGUGGGUCUCCUUUUGGCUCCACCGUAACGCUACACCAGCUCGCGUCUCCCUGGGCGUGACCACAGUGCUCACCAUGACCACACUCAUGUCCAGUACCAACGCAGCACUGCCUAAAAUCUCGUACGUGAAGAGUAUCGACAUCUACCUGGGGACUUGUUUCGUAAUGGUGUUUGCCUCGCUCCUGGAGUACGCCGCGGUAGGAUAUCUUGGCAAGAGAAUCACCAUGAGGAAAACCCGCUGUCAGCAGCUGGCAAAACUUGCAGAGCAACACAGGCAGAGGUGCGCCGCUGCUUCUUCCAACGAGCCAAGCUCUGAGCCCUUGCUAGCCAGUCCUGAAGUAUCCAUUGUCAAGACGGUCGGUUCCUGUCAAGUUUGUCCUGCUGCGGUGGCAUCCCAAGGACAACCGAGGGAAGCACCACCAACCGGAUUUACCAUGGGUCGCAGAGGCGCAGACCAAUGUUGCCCUGGUCUCCAGGGUUCAUGUCAGGUCUGCCCCGCUGCGGUCGCCUCACAAACUCAACAACAGGCUCCUCCACCAGGGAUACCUAUGGAAGUACGUCUCAAAAUGGUUGACCCCAAAGGAUUCAGCAAAUCCUCGACUCUGGAGAACACCGUCAACGGCGCGCCGGACAUCGAGGCAGCGUUUUGCAAGAACCCCAACAAAUUAUUUGGCGUCAGCCCUUCCGAUAUCGACAAGUACUCCCGAGUGGUGUUCCCCGUUUGCUUCGUCUGUUUCAACCUCAUGUACUGGAUCAUUUACCUGCACAUCAGCGACGUUCUGCCGGACGAUGUCGGCGACGACUAGUGCACGCCCCGCCCGCUGCGCGGCGCUGCCGUCGGCGGUGUUCGUGCGCGCGUGCGCGCAUGGUUCUCCGCUUCCGAGAGAGGAAAUAGGUCGCCGCUCGUCCUCCUCCUCCCGCUCUUCUGAGAGAAGUGUGGGAGAAGCGGCAGCAGCAAACAUGGCCCCCCGGAUCACCAACUAGCCGCGAAACGUCGCAGUAUAUGAAGCUAAAAACAGCAACAAAAACGGUUAACAAAAUUCGGCCAGCACCACCUCCCCCAUCCGUGUGGCGGUUCCGAAGGCUUUCGGGCCCCGCUGGGGAGCCCAGCCAAGGCCGCGGAGGCGCGAGCACGGCGCGUCUCUCCUUUCGUCUCGAGUAGUACAGUCUCACAGUUUAGUUCGUUUUGUGAAGUCGCUCUGGCCUGUGGGCGUAACAGGUGUGUCGGUCGUUUUUUUUUUUUCGUUUUUUUUUCUAGCCACGACUCACUGAGAAAGAAGCCCGCUGUGACGAGCGCACUCGACUGUCCUUUCAAUAUGCAAAAAAAAAGAGUGCCGAAUUAAAUGAAGAAAACAACACAAUGGCAGCAUUAUGGGUCCUGGAGACCAGGCGUAGUAUACAAAGCGCUGUCUGCAACAACUUAGCCAUCAAUCAGUAUCGCCCACGAACUUAGCGUGUUUAUUCGCUCGCCGAUGAUUGGUCGUUCGAUUGAGAAAGCCAGUCACAAUAGGUUCCGAGCGAAUAUAGCCGCCCGCAAUGUCGAAACAUAUAUGUAUACACACAUACAUCGACACCACGCCACGUGUCGUCAGGGUAAUGACCGUAACAUUCUCCGUCCACGGCAGCUGCAUCACAAAGGGCUGCGCGCAGCGACGCUCGUGCACCUCGGCGACGCUGGCUGGGCUCACUAGAAUCGCCUUUCUAUCUCUUUGAUUUUUCUUUCUUUAUCUCUUUCUCUAUCCGCUUUCGUUCGCUGUGUGCACUGCCGGUCCUCGGCGUCCGCGUGGCGUCUGGCCGACUUCGAGGGGCUCUAUUGCCAACGCUCGCUCAUCGGCCGGGCACCACUGUCGAGAGUGCAAGGGAGGACAGGGCGCGCACGUGUCGUAUACUCCGCUUACAUUUCUUUUUCCUUACUCUCUUUCUUUUUUUUUUUGAAAUCGCAUCUGGUUCACAAUUGUGGAGAAUAUUUUCAUCCAAAUCAAAGACAAAAAAGGGGGAAAAUGCAACAAGAAACGAACUACAACACUGACGAGUCUAAGCCUAAAUAACCGACCGCCUGACAACGGUGAUCGCGUUACACGCUACAAGCGAGCAGACCAUUGUCCCCCGUAACGAAACACGAAAAAAAG